AUGACGACAAUUGAUACUCAGAUUGUGGAGAAGUUCGGGCAGAAAGCUAACCAGCCUGAGAUAAUCAAGAAAUGCUCAGAGUUGAUAGAUCUGUUUGGUCUGACAGCAGAAGAGUUGUUUUUGAAGUGGGAAACAUUUGUGGUGACAACCUCGAUAGCCGGAAAAGACAUUCCGCUCAGUUUAGAAAACUUGGAAAAGCUACAAUCGUACAUUCAAAAACGCAUUGUGCGAGAUAAUCAGAAAACCCCAGCAAGCAACCACAUUAAGCAGCCAAUCAUUAGAGGUACACCUGAUAUCAGCAUGAGCAGUAUGGUGAUGCCGUCAACGCCACUCUCACUUUCGCACAAGCGCAGAAAACUCGGUACCCCGCAGUUGCGGUCGGACGGAUCGGAUUCGUCGUUUUUCACGGCAAGAAGUUCUUCAUCACCUGUUCCAAGCUCUGAUUACGAAAGUACGCCGUCUGGAGUUGGAGGAGUUGGAAAUACGAAGCAAAGCGGGUCGAUUCUAGAGACGUUGAACCCGGAAGUGAUCAGCGAGUCCAAGUUGGCAGCCAGCGAGGAGAAAGAAGGCGGAAAACUACGGCUUAUUGCAAACUUUGACCCGGCAAAGUACAAAUUCCGGACCAUGAACCAGAAAUUGUUGGAAGUGGCCGAUUACCUCGAUGACCAGGUUGACAGAGCGGCCCAGAUCGUGCUCAAGCACUACAAGUUCGACCAGGCAGAGUUCGGCAACCCCAACAUUCAGUCUCAGGCAGAAAUUCUUGCUGUUGGCAGAAUAGUGCCGGAUUCUCCGUUGACUGAAUACGACGCCGAUUUGAACUCAGACUCCCUGUUUCUUGAGGCGUCACGUUCCGGCGGUAUCGGAGAGCGGGUCCGGCUUGAUCUGGCGGCUCUGGACGAGUAUUCGUUGUUUCCAGGGCAGAUUGUGUGCUUUCGGGGCCUAAAUCCAACAGGCACUGUAUUCAAAGUGACCAAGCAGUACAAUAUUCCGUAUCUCGGGGCUCCUGUGAUGAGCAUCGAUGACCAGAAGAGCUACAGAGACCAGCUGGGAGGCGAGGAUGCAUUGAUGAAGGUUGCAGUCACGGCUGGACCAUACACAUCGAGCAAAGAGCUGAAUUUCGACCUGCUCUCGAAGUUUGUUGAUCGUAUGAACAACCAGGUGAAACCAAACACCAUCAUCAUGUUUGGCCCCUUUUUGGAUGUGAACCACAAGCAAAUACAGGAGGGAACCCUUGAGUUUCCCGAAAUUGACCCCCAACCCAAGACUCUUGACGAGGUGUUCAAAUUUGUCGUUGCACCCAUACUUAGGCGUCUUACAUGCAGCCAGGUGCUACUAAUACCGUCUACAAAAGACGCGAUAUCGGACCAUGCCGCAUACCCGCAAAGAAUGCUUGAGAGGAAGCGGUUGGGACUCGGUAAGGCCUUCAAAUGCUUUCCUAAUCCGGCCACCUUCUCGUUGAACGAGGUUUUGGUUGGCUGCUCCAACAAUGAUGCUUUCAGGGAUCUCAAAGAUGUCAACAAGGGUGAAUUUCUUCAGCAGUCGAGGUUCAACAGAAUUGCCGAGCACAUUCUCGAGCAAAGAAGAUACUAUCCCUCGUUUCCGGGUGGUAUCAAAUGCAAAAGAAUGCGACUCUUAGCACCGGACUCCAGUGAUCGAUACGUUUCAGGUGCAGAUCUUCAUGUUUCGUACAUGGGGCUUGCCGAAUUUCCCGAUUCGCUACCUGAUGUGCUUCUCCUUCCGUCCGAAUUGAAGCAUUUUGCCAAGGUGGUGAAAAAUGUGCUUGUGGUGAAUCCGGGAAACUUCGUGAAACUCAACCACAACGGCUCGUACGCACUAAUCAGCAUCAAGGCGCCUGCUGAGGCUGAUUUGCAUAAAGUGAGCGACGAUGCUUUUCUCAACAACAUAUGGAAAAGAGCAAGAGUUGACAUUUUCAGAGUCUAG
Messenger RNA from Brettanomyces bruxellensis, 1941 nucleotides. RefSeq lists its product as uncharacterized. Gene Ontology annotation, molecular function: DNA binding. The record is from RefSeq and is a predicted model, not a curated record. NCBI's taxonomy places the organism in Eukaryota, Fungi, Ascomycota, Pichiomycetes, Pichiales, Pichiaceae. The transcript has a single exon. Bases 1 to 1941 code for a protein of 646 amino acids. Gene Ontology annotation, biological process: DNA replication initiation; DNA replication. Gene Ontology annotation, cellular component: alpha DNA polymerase:primase complex.